Rhododendron vialii is the source of this 2199-nucleotide messenger RNA. RefSeq lists its product as uncharacterized. The record is from RefSeq and is a predicted model, not a curated record. Lineage: Eukaryota; Viridiplantae; Streptophyta; Magnoliopsida; Ericales; Ericaceae. The coding region runs from base 494 to 1969 and encodes 491 amino acids. The transcript is spliced from 4 exons.
ACUAACUCAGUAACUAUUGUCUCUCGCACUAUCUUUUUAGUUUCAACCGAAAGCUAGGCUUUUUGAUAUCUUUUGUUUUGUAUGAUGAAUUGUUUGUGUAAUUGUGUUCCAAGUUGAUUGAUAUUAGACUUUUGAUUGCUCCAUUUUGUAUUAGUUCUAUUGAUUGGGUCGUGCUCUUCAAAGCUAGGGCUUUGAGUUAUGAUAUAGUGAUUGUUAGGGUUUCUCAUUGGAUGGUUCUGAUUUCUUCAACUAAAGGUGUUGAUUCUCAAAAUAGAAUUAUAGAUUUUACACCUUCAAUUGUCUGGGAAGAUUUAAUUUGUUGAAUAGUGAGUACAAUUUUUUCAAAGUAUUUUACUUAUUGAUUUUUAUUUUCUAAUAAUUUGGGUAGGUUAGGGGCCAUGAGUUUUUAAGGUUAUGGUUAGUAUGUGCCCUUUUGUAUAGAUUUCAUUUAUUGGCCAUUGAAACAGGUGAAGCGUCCAGAAACCUAGUUGCUAUGAGACGAAGCUUGAGAAAAUUGUCAAAUCCAGUAAUUGGCAAUGCCACAAAAAACACUCUUAUCCCAUCCUCCUCCACUUUUUCCACUUCUUCUGGCGGUGGAGGUGGCAGUGGCAGGGGUCGUGGACAAGGCUCGUCUAUAAUUGGCCCUUCUGACUCUCAAAUUGCCGCUUCCACUCCCCCUCUCCCAGGGAAAACAGAGGCUGCUGGGGAUGGUGAUGACCCCAAAGGCGACUUUAGCUCCUCUCCUUUCCCAUCUGGGUUGGGCCAUGGCCGAGGUAAACCCCUCCCUUCUACCCCAACCCUUCCUUCAUAUUCUUCCUUCAUGUCCGCUGUUAGUAGUACCAGUAUUGAUGGUGAUGGCGCUGGACACGGCAGAGCCACCGCUCCUCCUCCUCAUCCGCAAGCGGAGCCCGAGCAAUUAGGACCCAAGAGACCCAUUUUCUUCACCAAAGAGGAGCCUUCGUCUGAUUCAACAAAACCUAUUAUCCCUAGAAAUCUGCUAGCUCAGGACAGCGACCUCCCCUCUGGUAUUCUCUCUGUGCUUUCUGGUGCCGGCCGUGGAAAGCCCGCAAAACAAUCUGUUCCCGAUACGAAGGCUAAGGAAGAAAACCGACACCUAAGGCCCUUGAAACCAGGUAAAGGGAUAGGUGUUGGCUCAACAUCCAGUGAUGGCAGUUUACCCCAACCAAAGUUGAGCCGUGAGGAGGCUGUAAAGAAGGCCGUGGGGAUAUUGUCCAAGGGUGGGUUUGUUGCAGACACAAUGGAGGAUGGUGGAAGGGGGAGAGGUGGUUUUAGAGGAAGAGGCAAUCAUGGGAGAGGGAGCCAGGGAUGGAGAGGAAGAGGUCGAGGUAGAGACAGCCUGGUUCAAGAUGGGGACGAUGACUUUGGUGCUGACCUUUACCUUGGUGACGAUGCCGACGGUGAGAAAUUGGCUAUGACCCUUGGGCCGGAUAAAAUGAAUCAACUGGUUGAAGCAUUUGAAGAGAUGAGUGGCAGAGUCUUGCCUUCUCCCAUGGAGGAUGCCUAUUUGGACGCUGUCCACACGAAUUACAUGAUAGAGUGUGAGCCAGAGUACUUGAUGGAAGACUUUGGUACAAACCCUGACAUUGAUGAGAAGCCACCCGUUUCUCUUCGAGAUGCACUUGAGAAGAUGAAGCCUUUCCUAAUGGCUUACGAGGGAAUUCAAAGCCAAUCGGAGUGGGAGGAAGUUGUGAAAGAAGCAAUGGAGAGAGUCCCUAUUAUCAAAGAGCUUGUGGAUUACUACAGUGGACCUGACAGAGUAACUGCUAAGAAGCAGCAUGAAGAGCUGGAAAGAGUUGCAAAAACUCUUCCCGAAAGCGCCCCUGCUUCAGUGAAGUGGUUUACUGAGCGUGCUGUUCUUUCACUUCAGAGCAACCCAGGGUGGGGAUUUGAUAAAAAAUGCGAGUUUAUGGAUAGACUGGUGGGCGAGGUAUCACAGCAGUACAAGUAAGCAUGGUAUGGUUGGGUUUGUUGGUUGUUCUCCACUGGAAGGGUUCACAAUUUUGAUCAAUGAAGAUAAUCAUGAAGGAUUUCAAGUGCUGGUGGCAGAUGGACGGUGACCAUCCUUGUUGUUUCCUUCUUUGACUACAAAUGAUAUGGAUUUAUUUUGUAUUCAUCUCAUAAAUUGAGGAGUUAUAUUCUCAGAAUAACUUGAGUUAAAAUGGUUGAUUUGGUGGUCCA